Messenger RNA from Porites lobata, 25778 nucleotides. The record is from the annotation of a GenBank genome assembly. Lineage: Eukaryota; Metazoa; Cnidaria; Anthozoa; Scleractinia; Poritidae.
UCGAGAUGAAGCGAGGGAGAAGUCAAACGUGAUGUCGCAGUUUUUGAAGGAGGAAAAGAUCUUGAUGGGACAAAUAUGGACGAUUUUUGUCGUGGUCAUCGGUAUUUUAGCGCCACAAUCAAAUGCUGAAAGCACCAGUUCCAUUUCAACUUCAGGCUUCGCUUCAAGCGUGUUGCCAAGCAUAUCUACCGAUAAUUUAUCCUCGAUUGCGAAUGUCACAACAAGCACAAAUGUUGUAAUAAAUACGGACGCCUCUUCGACUUUCGGUAAGUUUGAUUUAAAAAUCUUUUAAACUAACUUAAGCUUAUAGCCUGGACGGAACGAUAGUUUUCAUUCGAGAGAACAUCCAUAACCGAUUUAUUUUCUUAUGUACUAUUCAUAUUGCUGAUUCAUUUAAUGCUAAUUACUCUAGUACUUCAUUUGGAAACGUUCAUGUAAAAUAAUGUUUGCCAACAAACUUUGUUUUACGUGACAUUUUCCUUUGAAAUUGUAUAAAUGUGUUCUAAGUUAGUGAGAAAGACGUCCUCCAAAAGCUUAUUUGAAACAGCUAGUUGCUAGAAAGCGUCCUAGUGGAUAUUGGUUAAACAUCCAAUGUAUCUUCGACUGAGAUUGUCAUUGAAACAUUUAACAUUGUCGACGGCUGGGGUAUUUUGCAGAACGCUGAAUGCAGAAUGUAGAACGCUAAAUGACUCUGAAGUUUAGUGAUUAGGGUUAGCUAGGAAACUGAGUGAAUCAGGUUCCAUUUAGAAUCAUCACCAGGAAAAUUGUCCUGAAACUUGAUUCACUCAGUUUCCUUACCCUAAUCACUAAACUUCAGAGUCAUUUGGGGUUCUGCAUUCUGCAUUCGGCUUUCUGCGUUCUGCAAAAUAUCCCUGCCGCAUUGUAGACGUUUUGAGUGCUUAAAUAAUCACACUUGGCACAUGGUGAUUUAAGCUUGCUGUGGUGGUCUCUGCAUUUAAUAUAAUACUGCGAUCAUGCAUGGUAUAAGCUUAAGUUUCUUUAUCUCAAGAAUAAUUGUCUUAACAGCUUAAAUUUUAAUUUUAUUUGCUUAAUUUAAAUUACGUUUAUCUUUAGAUCAGUUUUACGUCUAGUCACUUUUUUGUAAUGAUUCUUGAAAGCAGUUACCAGAUUGCAAUCGUGAUAUUUAAAUCUAACAGAAAAAAAUGUGCCAAAGACGUAUUUCAAAAUAUUUCAAUUCUUAACUUCUUUAUUUACUUAUUUAUGUUACACAUAAUUAUAUAUUUAAUACAAAAUGAAGGAGAUGAGUCUUUUGGAGAAAGAAGAAGACUCUAUGAUUGGGGGUGAUCAACAGCAUUUUCUGUGUUUUCUGUGUUUUCUGUGUUUUUUUUUCAUUGAAAAGUGUUCUUGAUUGUUCCCCUGGGAGGCUUACAUAUUGAAUUUACAAGACAGUGCAGCAACAUCAGCAACAUUCUUAUAAAUGAUGUUUACAUUCUCAACAGUCCCUUAAAAUAAAUGGUUAAGUGAACUUCAUUUCUGGUUUACUUCGUAAUCGUGUGAUAAACUUUUGAUCUCGCCGGAUAAUUAUUUACAUACUUCAUUUCUCUUGAUUGUGUUUCAAACAAUUCAAGAACUUUCUUUUGUUAAUUUUCCUGUGAGCACUUUUUGUUUGAAGUUUCUAUUUCGAGUAAGACUUAUGAUGAAAUAAUCAAGUCACAGAUUUGAGUCAGGCGUCAAACCUACGAAAACUGGAAAGUUUUGAUUUUAAUGUACUGUAAAUUCAUUGUAGGAAAUUAACAUAUAUAUUAGUUAAAACUAUUACAAGUAUGUAUCUGUCAAAUUAAAGCUUCAACACUCCAGGGCAUACCCUAGGAAUAUGACACUUUGUUGUCCUUGGGAGUAUUCUGGGGGUGGGAACUUGAUCCCCGUGUAUAUGGAUGGGAAAUUGAAUCGUAGACUUUAUUUCAUUUCUUUUUACUUGGACUGGAGGCUUUCAAAGAGAAUUUUUGUAAAUUUGUGGCUGAUUGGCUGCAAAGCAUAAAAAUAUAUGAAUGUAUAAAAAUACAGGUGAUUUCCUCAUAAAAUUAUUUUCUAUAGAUAAUCAAUUUCUUUGAUGGGCUGUAAUGUGAUAUUUUUGGUAUUAUUUAAAAUUCAGCCACUUUACACAAGAGUUUUGUUUGUUUGUGUAUCAAAUAAAUCCAUGGUGUUUUCUGAGAUGCAAAACAUUUUACUGUCAAAGUUGUUGUUGUUCGACAAAUGAAAAGGCCGUUUUGACAUCUUUCUUUUGUAUAUUUGCAUGUGAAACUUUGAGAUACUGUGCAAAAAAUGGAAGCACUCUCUUGUUCUCAUUUGAAACCUUCCUGGCCUGCAGACUUGGCUUCUUGAGCAUUAGAGGGCUACAGAGUUAAAAGAGUUAAUUUUCCCAGUAGGUCAUUUCACCUAAAAUGGACCUAUGAUUGAUCAUGGAACAUUUGAAUGGCUUUCUGGGUAGGCAAGGCUUGAAUUUUGAAUACUUAUUUAAUUGGAAAAAAAUUCAAAUGCCUAUGGGUUGCCUGGGAGGGGAUGUUGAAGCUUCGAUUUGACUGAUACUUUGUAAUAAGCAUAAACAUCUCCCACUUUUAAGAGCCUUUUGUGUGAUUUUUUUGAAUUAGUUGUUUACUGCAAUUAUAAAAUAUUUUGAACAAUAUGGACCAACCUUAGAUUAUUCUUUAUCCCUUAAUUGUGAAACUCAUAAAAAAGUGAGCAUUACAAAUAUUCUAGGAAUAUUAUUGUGUCCAUGGAAAAAGCUGAUAAGGCAUGGGAAAACUAUAAACCGCUAGCAGCUAUGGUACUGAUAUUUGCUAUGUGUGGUCAUAACUCAGUAAACAUUCCUGAAAUAUUCUAGGUGUUCAUGGUUUUUCAUAGUGUGAAAGUAUGCUAGCUUGCAUUGCAGAUGUAAUCUAACCGCAGCUAGUAGCAUCUGUUCUGAACCCCAAUGGACUGGAAGUGGGUUUCAAAUUUCCAUUCAACCUUGUUGGCAAAUCAACAAUGGCUUUUUUAACAGGCCAAUCAUGUUGUGUACUCAAAUCCUGGAACACAGGUUAGGGCCCAUAACAAGGAUUUCGGCACUGGUUCGCAGACAGUCUUAACCACGGUUUAAGUUCCAUUCUGUGAUGCAGGCUAAUAAUUAGCUAGUAAUUAACACAAUUGGUGACAUAUAACUGUAUUUUUGAUUUACUUUUACAGUGCACACUGUUACAUCUCAACCAGUUCAAGCAUCAAGUAGCACACCCGCAGACUCUACCAACAGUAGCUUGAAGACAAAGACUUCAGAUAUCUCGGUCUCGACAACAGAGACAUUCAACUAUUCAACAAAUGUUGUGUUGUCUGGUUCUCAAACUAUCAAUGCAAGUCAAACCAGCACAAAAAUUGCUCUAAGUACUAGUACUUCAAAUUAUAGUUUAAAUAGCUCUGUUGAAUCGUUCUUAACACCUUCUGUGUUACUAACUACUGGACCAAAAAGUUCAAAUGAUAUUAUCAGUGAAUCAAGGACAACAAAGGUUUUGUCUCCUUUAUCUAGCAGUAAAGGAAAUCAAUCAACUGCAUCCGUGCUGGGUACUAGGGCCCCAGUAAACACAACAAGAUUGACCUCUGUUGUUUUUCCAACAGUGGACCCAUCAGGUUCCGCUUCUGGUACAAGAACUUUGCCAUUGACACAGACUUCAGCAGUGAAUAGCUCAUCAGUAGGGCUGUCCAGUCAGUCAAUAGCUGUAACAUCAGUACUACCAUUAGAAACCACUCAUAGGGUCUUGUUAUCAUCAGCUGCUAUAAUGGCAACAAGCAGAACGUUGUUAAGAGGUUAUUCUUCUAACAGUACCAAAAGCAUGUCCACAUACGCCACGCGGUCUGUUGUGGAAGGCUUGUCAGCUCAUUCAGUGUCCAUGACAGUAGUCUUGACAAAUACAAUUGCAAAGUCUGUCUCAGGAGCUAUAAAUGAAACUGUUUCAGUGUCAUCUGUGAUGAGUAAGUCUUUGGAAGGAAUGGUGAAUUCCAGCACACCUUCAGUAGAUGUUGUUGUAACAACAGUGUCAUUAUCAAAGGCAGCUGGGUCUCCUGCUGUUACAUUGUCUUCAAGUCAAGAACUUAAUAGAACUGUUGUUUCUGCAAUGACAACACCAGCUGCAUUGCCAUCAACAACUGCUACUGUAAGUUCAAGUUUUGCAGCACUAGGAAGUGGGUCUUCAAUUGCAGCAAAUGAUACGGGUGAAAUACCAAGGACAUCUUCAAGUUCACUUGCAGUGUCACCAUAUCUUACCACUGCACAAAAUGCCACAAGCCAGUCACUAAGUAGCGUUCAUUCAAACACCUCUUCCAAAGCUACACCUCCUCGUACAGUUGAUAGUGGGGUUUUAUCUUCAGCAGUUGCAAAUGGAACGUCAAGACCAUUUUCAGUAUUACCAACUGUUAUGGCAUCGCAUAAUGUUACACAACCCCCAAGUACGGUGUAUGAAGGGAUUUUAUCAACAACAUCAAUAACUAAUGAAACCUCAAGACCAUUUUCAGUAUUACCAACUCUAGUGGCCUCACAGAAUGUUACACGACUUCCAAGUACAGUCUAUGAAGGGAUUUUAUCAUCAACAGCAGUUGCUAUGGAAUCUUCAAGACCACUGUCAGUAUUGCCAAGUCUACUAACGUCUCAGAAUAUUACAAGCCAGUCACUAAAAUCAUCGUCGGUAUCAGUUGUAAUAGAAGCGCCAAAUUUUGUGCCAGUAGUGCCAUCAAGUUUGUCCAGUGUACCCACCCUUUCAUUACCCUCUGUCUCGACACCUGUUCUUCCAAACAAGACAUCCUCUGGUGAUGGGUUGAUUGUGUUAUCCUCCUCUUAUCCCUGUUACAUCUACUAUGUUGUGGAGAAAACCGUUUUCCCUGCAGCUUCAGCCAAUCAAACAUUUAUCCCAGCAACGGUGCCAAAGAUGACAGUGAACAUCGGUAGUGCUACAGAUAUGCCUUCCCUUACGCCAACAGUUACACUGACAUAUCCAGGUACCAUGAAAAACCAAGGAAGUGUGCUGCACAGUCAGCUGGAGUCCACUUCAAUUGCAUCGUUGUCAUCCGAAGGAGUUUUGACAAGCAGCAAUGUUCUGCCUAUGUCAUCGUCGCCAAAAAGCAGUAUUAAAUCAACACUGGUGCCUUCUCAACCACCUCUUUUGCCAUCUGCGACGCUCGCACAAGUGUUUAGCACAGUCUCUGAUAAAGUCGCUCACACUGGCAGUACCAGAGGGUCUUUAAUGUCUUCGUCAGUGUCCAUUUCCAGUCUACCUAAUUCAAGCAGUAGUACAAUCAGCACUGUUAAAGAAGCCUCACUUUCAACUCGUCUGCAGCCAAGUUCAUCUCAUCCACAGACUAGCACUUUAGCCAGUGCUUUUGUCUUUUAUUCUGCGAGUGAAUCAAGACGUUCAUCCAUCACUGAUAGGACACUGAGUUCCCCUGCAACCACAUCAGCAUCGUCAUCAACUGCUGCAACACCCAAUGUUUCGCAGACUCUGUCCAUAGGUUCUGGUACACGCUCAAAUUCGUCAGCCACAGUUGUUGUCCAGUCUGGUAGUGGAGAUUCAUCCAUGGAGGUGACAAGUUCAGUGCAAGAUGUUGUACCCACUGUUUCUUCAUCAUUAAAUUUAUCUUCGCGCGGUCUCACCUUUGCCCCAACGUCUAUUAUUAGUUCCAAGAUGAAGUCAAGUGGUACCACCACUACAAUUCAAGCCUCGGAAACGUCUGUUUUUCAGACCAUAGCUGCCACGUCUGAAAGUCCAAAACCAAGCAUUCUUCCAAAUAGAACCUUGUUUAACACACGGGUUGAAACCUCAAGUGAAGGAUUAAUUGCUACAACCUCAAGUAAAUCAGUAACCCAGCUAAGAAAUAGUAGUGGGACUGUAGCCUCGUCUUUCACUGUGUCCAGUAACACAUUAUUGGCAAAUGCUAGCACCGCUGUGACGUCAUCAACAAUGCAAGCCACAUACGACUUGUCCAUGGCGUCGACAGACUCUUAUACACCACAGGUUAAUUCUUUGAGCUCUUCUUAUGUGGUAACUACAAGAUCGUCUUUUGGUGUGUCUGUGGAAACACCACUGUCAAACUCUAGCAAUACUGAGAGAAUGUCAGAUGUGGAAACCUCAACUAAUGUAAAAGUUACGUUACCCUCAACAGAAACUAAUCCAGUACAGGUUACGUCCAUUACUAGCGGACAGCUGUCACCAAAGGUUGCAUUAACCUCAGCAGAAACUCAUUCACCACAGGUUACUUCCAUUACUAGCGGGCAGCUUUCACCAUUGUCGACAUCUUCAUCUCUGAACGUGUCCCAAGUUGGUGCGGUUAGUACCUCAGUUUUUAGCGUGUCUCAAGUGGUGGCAUCAAGUUUCACAACUCCGUCUUCUUCUUCCACCACUGGAGAACGGCCAUCAUUGGCUUCAUCUUUAUCCACGGCCGUGCCUCAUACCAGCGUUAUCAGCUCUCCGAUUACUGCUGGCCUUGAAGUAUCUACGAGAAGCCAGUUGUCAUCAGCCAGCAAUCAUUCGUCUUUCACAAUUAUCGAUGUACAACCAUCUUCAUCAAGCUUGCAAGCAUCACCUACCGCUAGUUCAAGUCAAGAUGGUGCUUCAAGCACUCCUACUAGUAACAGUCUUCGAAGAACUUUAUCGCGUUCAGUUCAAACGAACAACUUAUCAUCAUCUAUUAUUAAUAGUGAACCUUCUUCCUCUGCUGCUUUUUCAUCUCAGCCCCCGGCAAGAAAGCGUAGAAAGAAAAGGGAUGUUGGUGUUGCGUCCUCGCCUCAGGUGAUUUCCAGUAAAUCAACCGCAGGUUUACCAUCUACAUCGGUCAUUAGCCAAACGAACAGUGUGUCUACCAUCCAGGCUUUAUCUAAACAGACUGCAUCCUCAUCACAACAACCUCUUUCUCAAACAGCAGCGUUAUCUUCAAGUCAAGGAAGCAGCAGUUUUGCCAAUACUACAAGCACUUCAUUUUCAGGUGCUCUGACAACAGGUGCUGGGACCAGUAGUGGAAAUUCACCAUCUCAUAGUGCAGUUUCUUCUAAUGGCACUGCUCAUUCGAUUUUGAAGUCAUCAGGGACUGUUUCAAGCGUGGCUUCUAACACUUCUACAAUAUCCAUCGUUCAAACUCUGUCAGGAAGGCCAUCCAUAAAGUCAUCUACGAUGUUGGCUAUCAGUACUUCUACUUCAUUGUUUGUUACUUCAUCACCUGAACAGACUCCUUCGGACAGUGUGGGAACCUCAUCAGCACAGGUUGGGAACGAAACGUCGUCUUCUAUCGAUUUAACUGGUGUGAUGAAAUCAUCUGCUUUGUUGCUGAGUUAUAAUAGUUCCACGUCAAAAUUAAUUUGGUCAUCGCAUAAACCAACUCCCUCGCCGGGUGCGACAACUUCAUCAAUUACUGUUGCCAGUGAAACUUCGCCUCCUAUGUCCUCACAGGUUUCAACGACAUCAUCUUUGGAAGUUCCGCGCAAAAAUUCAACUGCCGUUCAAUCAGCGUCAAGCCUUUCAGCGUUUGUGACAGCUGUUGCUGUUAAUGGAACUUUGUCCUCCACCUCCUCAAAGAGUUUAACAACAUCAUCUGCGGUGGUGUUGGGUAAUAGUUCUUCCGUUGUCGUUCACACAGCUGCAAAUCUGUCCUCUCACCAACAGGACGUCACAUUAGCGAUUACUCCCUCAACGUUGAUUGGAAAUGAUACUUUGCCUUUGACAUUACCAGUUGCUUUUACAACAUCGUCUGGGUUGUUUAUUAGCAGUACGUCACAUGUAGUUGCAAUGUCAAGCGAACAAAGCUCGUCCACAGUUGCUGUUAAUGGAUCCACCUCCUCUCCCGUAUUGAUGAGAUCGUCUGUGCCGAUGGGUAACCGUAAUACAACAGUAGCCCCAGAGGUGAAGCACUCCUCUUCUGUUUUUCCAAAUGCAAGUGCAACCGCUUCAAGUUCACGUCUGGGGCAGGAAGUUAGCUCAACUCUUAAAGUUGACGUUCCUUCUUUUGUAAAUGGAUCCACUUCUUCGGUCGUAUUGAUGACAUCAUCCGUGCCAAUGGGUAGCCGUAAUACAACAGUGGCCACAGAUAUAAAGAAGACAUCUACUGUGUUUGCAAAUGCAAGUGAAACUGCUACAAGUUCACGUCUUCUGCUGGAAACAAGAUCAACUUUUAAAGUUGUCGUUCCUUCUGCCUCCCCGGCUUCCAUGGGAAGAAACGAAUCAAGUUUAACCCAGCACGCUCGUCAAUCAAGCUUGACAAUCAUUGCCUCUCCACUCCCAACCAAAACUGCAAAUGUCACCUUGUCAACGUCGUCCUUAUCUACUCAGGCCAGCCACAUUAUAGUGUCAGCUACUCUUCAGAGUUUCAUCGCUCCAACUUCAAAACUGCUAUCGAGUCUAAGGACUGAUCAUGCCAGUCAAACAUUACAACAAACUAUAUCUACCUCAUCGGCAAUUACUGCUUCAAGUACUAAUAUCUACAAGCCUCCCUUGGUGACAAUUUCAAGUCUGGGAAUUUGCUGGGUUGUUUACACUACCAGACUCGUUCAGCCCACUUUGAUACCAACUCCACAGGUCAAUGUGUCGUCUUCUGGGUCAGUUAAUGUGAACUCUACCCUGAGCUUUUCAUUAUUUACUCCCCUGGUGAAUGCCACUUCUGUCGCUCAAGUAUCUCCAACAGCAACGCUGAAUACCAGCUCUCCUACUUUGCUGUCAACCCUUACUGUGAAUGCCUCAAGCUCGCAGUCUUCAGCUGUCAAUUCUUCACUGCGUCCAACUGAAGUUUCGUCGAUUUAUUUGGUCCUUUCGACUUUGCCUGUCCCUGAUAUCAACUCCACCGUUUUAUCUUCGAGCUCCAUGCAAGUAGCAAAGUCAAGCAACCUGUUUCAAAGUACAGUUGCUUCUGCAGCGAGUACCACAACCAAAUCAGCUACCGCAUCCACUCUUCUAACGUCGACUCCAGUGUCCACUCCAGUGUCGACUCCAGUGUCAUCCACAGUGCCACCCACGUCCACAACAGGUCAAGCAGUUUCGCCGACACCUUCGUUCACCCGGGAGGUAUCUAGUUCUGUUACGGUCCCGACGACACAACCUCCGGAUCCGUCAAGACUAUUGUUUGCCAUUUUUGAAGUGGGUCCAAAUACAAUUACUGAAACUAAUCAGUUUAAAAUUGAAUUGGAACGUGAUCUCGCCGCUGCGUAUGCUUUUGCAGAAUUGCCAUUAAACAGGCGGCGGAGAGCAGUCGGAGAUGUCAAUGCUACUGUAAGUAAUGCUGUGCUAAAAUGUCAUCCAGUCUUUAAAUACCAGUCUAAGUAGUAAUUGUAACGUACAUAUGAAUGUAAGCUUUCUCCUGCCAUUUCUGGCUGUAGUGGACGUAGUAGAGCGAAUAGAGGCCAUCUAUACGAGAAGAAAAUUGCCAUAAAAAUUCCACCAAUUCCCACGCAAGUCCUUCUGUUUCUUGCCAGGACGUUUAACCAUGUCAUGUCUAAUUUGAAUUUCUAUUUUAGUAUGCAUCGCCGACACUACCUUUAGUUUUAACUGCCUACAAACUCACAGCCAAAUAAUGCUGGCACUAGUUUCUUCACGUAAUACCUACAGACAAUAGAGAGAUUCAGAGACAUGGUUAGGUCAAACGGCAAACGAGACAUUCAAGUUGCAAAUUUCUCAAUGUAGAAAAUGAACAGAUGAAAACUGUCCAAAACAAUUCUCAUGGAUAAAGGCAACGUGAAACUAUUAAUUUUUGCUGUAGAAGUAAGCAAGUGAGGGGAAAACUUGAUCAUGUGGUACAAAUUUACUUUUGCCGUCAGCGUGGCUCUAAAUCUCUCUAAUAGUUUUUAUACCAAGCAGUAACGUCAUUUUGUUGACAAUUGUUUUACACACUCGAAAAACGCGUUUGUUUGGCUGGUACUUUUCAAACAGUUCUUUGCAUCGACGAAAAGCGACGAAUUUAACUGUUAAAGCGUUGAAAAACUGAUAAUUUUGAUCAUUCUGCAGAUUCAAAGCAUCCAGCGCAACAGAAACAACAUAAAUGUUACAUUCGUUGUGUCCAAGAAUAACCAACCUAUCCCUGCAACUGAUGCUGCCCAGAACUUCAACAAGCUCAGCAAGGACCAAUUAAAACACUUCGUAAAUCUGGAUGUAAGUUUUUCAGAAAUGCUUUUUAGAACUCAUACCAGGACUAUACAUAACACUUCCCUUCUGAUGAGCCUGAUGGACGAAAAUUUCUUGGCUGAAAAAUUUAAGAUGAGGUUAAAAGUGUUUGACGGUUCAAUCUCUUUUCUGUCUUUUGCGCCAUAGUACCGUCUCCUUUAAACUGAAAAAACAACAACAACAACAACAACAAAGCAAAAAAAACAUAAGUCCCCCCCCCUAGUGUUAUGUUAGUCUAAAACUUAAUGCAUACAAUUCUCUUGUAACCCUAAACAACAUUGAAUAAGUGGAGGGGGAUGUGGGGAAAUGGUCAUUCAUUUGGCGACUGUUUCCACUUUGCCAGGAUGAUAGGAAAAAAAGGUAUUUUUGCAAUGUGUCUUUACACGUUUUACCCUUGUUUGUUGUAUUAUCAGAAAAAAACUGUACGGGGACAUUUCAAUGUAUUCUGCGUAAUUUAACCUCGGUUAGUGACGUCUGCGAAGGAGCGCCGAUAUCCUUGUUCUGGGCUCCCACUGGUCUCAACGAAUUACGGGAAGAGCGUUUCGAAUUUCUUUUCAUCCUGAUUGGCCAAUCGACAAUGACAUUUUUAACAGGCCAAUCAGGCGUGUACUCAAAUACGGGUACACAGGUGGGGGUCCAUAACAAGGACUUCGGCGCUGUUUCCUGGACAGACUUAACCAGAGUUUAGUUUCGUCUCCGCCACAGGCUGUACCCUCACUAAAGAAAAUAUUUUGCUUUGGUUAGGUCAUCAACCUGCCACAGCCUCUGGUACAACAACCUACAACACCUGUACCACUAAAUGGACUGGCUUCUUUGAUCAUCCAAAAUUCUGCUGACAAAAAUAUUUCCAUCCCAGCGAACAAAGAGAACCUUGAAAAAAAUCUCGCUUCGUAUUAUAAGGACCAGAAAAAAAUUCCAGCCUCAACUAUUGUUACAGCCACGGUAAGUGUGAUAUUAUUAGAACGCUGUUGUAAAGUGUGUGUUAUUGAGUACAGCUUCGGAUGCUUUGUUGAAGACACCGCAUCAAAGAUGUCUUGUGUGAUAGUUUUAGUAUCCUUAAAUUUAGGUUUUAUUUUCCCAUGCUUUUAUUCAUUAUCGUACCUAGUAUCAAAAACAAACACAAAAGAAGAAGCUAAAAAUGAACUAAAGGUAAAAUUGUCAGAUGGCUGCACAUUGGUCAAUUUCAUUCUCUUGUUAUUUGGAGUUAUUUGGACCGAAACAAAGUUAAGGCCCGGAAAACCGCAAAAAGGAAUAAAAGGUUUAUCUAGCCAUGAUGAGAGGACCUGAGAGUAUUGGUUUGUUAUGUGGUUUGUAAAGGAAGAUUGUGUAAAGACGCGAACAAAGUGCUCCAAGCCCCGACGGCCAAAGAGCUUCUACCUAAAAACAUGCUUGGAUUGGUGAACGAGUGGAUAUGUGUAUAUUUUUUUAAGGGAGGAGGGGAAAGGAAAGGAGACGUAAUCGAUCAGUAGAGUGUAAUCGAAUUCAAGAGUGGUUAUUGACCAAAGUUGCUUCAUAUCAAAGAGGCUGUGUAAUUAAGGGUUAGGGGACGCACCUAAAGUCACAUACCAAUGACUAGUUAGCAUUCAAUGCGUUUCAAAGGGGAGAGUGAUAAUAAACAAUUAUUGGAUAAGGUUUUUGUGAUAUCCGCAAUAAUUAGGGUCUAGGUAAGUGUUAUCAGCUGAGCCGAAGGCCGAGGCUGAUAACACUUACCGAGACUUUGAUUAUUUAGGAUAUCACAAAGGAAAGGAAAAUAACGACAAACACACCGUCGCAAGGAACCUGAAUUGAUAUUGUUAUAGGAAAUCAUGCAUUGCGCGCGCAACCUACAGAUUAGUCAGAUAACUGACAGGUUAGUCAGAUAACUAACUAAUCUGCAGGCUGCGCUGAUUUCCAAAAUUAGCUGUAGGCUAUUAGCCAAUAAGAAGACAGAUAAUUAGCACAAUGUAUAAUAAUGUGAAUUAUCUUAGAUACUUCAGGAAGCUCACAGAAUAAUGGUGCUUUCUUGCGCACGCUUGUGGGUCGGAACCGUUACGUAACAAGUUGAACUUUUUCAGAUUGCUACUAUCUUGCACGAACCAAAUGAGAAGGUCUACUUGGAAUUCUACGUUUUGGUUGACGGAAAUGUGGUUAACAGGACAAUUGUGGUGGAAACAUUUAAAGUUUCUAAUGUCAACCUGCUUACCGCAAAAUUGGGAUUUCAGGUGAUUAAGUCUAUUUUGUCGCAACAGACCUGAUGUGUUUGUUUUUCUAGUACAAUUUAUCCUUUGCAAAGUCUUUAGUAGAGUCUGUUUAAUUUAAUGUUUUUACUGAAGAUUUUGAAGUAGUUUUCCGUCUCAAUAUAACUUGAAAAACCAUUUUUAUCUUAUCUUUAAAUACUUUUAAAAACGCUCUCUUCGGUAUCAAGAUAAAGAAAUGGGUAAAACAAAGUGUCGCGUAAAAGUUGACACGUACUGCUUCGAACUUUUACCUUGCGCUAAAUUAACUUUAACAAAAUAUAAAUAUAACUAAAUACGUUAACUGCCUGGGUUGAAUGUGAUGUUACAAACGACAUUAAAUGUUCGUUGUUUCAGACUUAAGCUGUUCGUAUAACCACGUUUUGUCAGAGAAACCUUCACGACACUAUCAAAUUCGUUGUGUAACAAGUCGAAACACGGCUGCCAUUUUGAGAAUUUACUUCAUGCAUGCGCUCCUUCGUCGACAAGAGAUAUGGGUACGAGAUUUAGCGACAAUGGUGAUCCACCUUCUGGCGCAAUGUAAUUAACCGUAGGCUGCGAUCUAGACUGUUUCGCUCGCUUUUGCAGAAGAAAACAUUAAAAAAUCUACCGCUCGCGCUUCGCACUCGUGAAAAAAUUUGAGCUCGAUUUGUAUGCAAGUCUAGCGGCGAUCCUUUCCAUCGGAUGACAGCUUAUUUGAUUUUGUCUGAACUUUUCCCGUUUGUUGUUUUUUUCCCCUUUUUUAAGGUGUUGGUUCCAGUGUACAUCCCAGACUCUCUUGCGAACUCAGAAACGGACCACGUGAUUAUAGGUAUCAGUGUCGGUGAGAAUCAAGAUUUGACAAACUCUUCAUUUAGAAGCGAUCUGGCUAGUAAGCUUGUUGCAUUGUACGUGGAAGCUAAAGGAAGAAAAACUUCGCGAAGGAAGAGGAAAAGCGGCAGUACUAGUGCUACUGUAAGUUACCAUUCAUUACUCCUUUUAUCAGUCGUUUGGAGAGUUGGGUCGAUGUUGUGUCUUACAAAAACUGGGUGAUUUCUCUCGCACCGAUUGGUCGACAGAUAUGGUCGAUUUAAGCAAUAGAAAACGUUUUCCGUGUUUGGGUAGCCGUGGAAGAAUUCAAGACAGUUAUAACGGUUGAGAAUUCUUUCAAUCCGUCGAGUGUUUAUAUCAGGAUAUGCAAACACAGGAGAAACGUUUUCUACUGCUUUCACAAAAAAACUUUUCCGAGAAAAAAGCUAAACUCUUUGUUGAUGGCACAAAUUACUCGCCUGCGGCUGGUGGUUCUACUUCAGUUUUUAACAUUUUGACGUCAUUCCUGUGGUCGAUAACAGUACAGACCAUGGAAAAUUGUUGUCGAUUUGUUUAUUAUAAUUAGCCUUUGCAAUGCUGUCAGACAGUAGUAGGGACGAAACAAGCCAAGCGAAAAUAUGCCGCCCGUGAUCUGGGGAAAGGAGCUGUGACAGGAAAUGAAGGAGAAAGAGGUUCCACUGCCUUAUCUCUCCCCCAGCUCCCGCGCGAUUUCGCACCAGUUUUUACGAUCUCUUCACAUUCUUGUCCUGGAGCCUGGAACAGUCGAAUUGCACGAUGCAUAUAGGAGUGGUUUGGAGAUGCUAUUGCAUCUCUUAUUGGCUGUUACAAGGUUGCACAGGAAACUGAGAUUUGGUCCCCCAUAAACGUCCCACAAUGCAGUUCAACACAAUACCGACCCAGUCUUAAUCGCAACCUCAAAGUGGCCUACAGGUCAUGCAAGCUCUCAUUUUCCAAGUGAUUUUACCCACAAAUUAAGGGUUCAUGCACAUACCUCGUUACUGAGGUAAAGUCGAAUAAGAUGUUUUAGGUAACCAAAGGUUUUCAGUGUCUCAUUCAACGGAUGAUUUGUACUGGUAGAUUUUAGACGUUGUGAGAAAGCCGGACUCAGCAAAUUCCGAAGCAGAUGCGACGUUUUUCGUGUUUGAUUCUGGCUCAGUGGUGAACGGAAGUUACGUGGCGUCUGUAAUGAAUCGGCUCAGCACUGGCGAGAUGACGACAUUUACCAUGCCUUACGCGGUAAGAGAGAUUUUCCUAAACGUCACAAAGCAAGUUUCCAGUGCAUCUUUAGAUAAAAUUUUGUGCUUCCUAAAAGCUGCAACUCUAACCCUUGGUCGGGCGCCUGGGCCGCGUUCUUUCAUUUGCCGUGCUGACUUGUGCACUUGGGUGCAUUCGUUUGGUAUCCGGUUCAGGAUCAGUGAUCCGAGAGCACUCGAAUCAUGGUACAUCAAACGAACCAAAUAAUCCUUCCACAGGGUGGGUCCGACGGUUUCUUUGACGUAUCAUGAUCCGAGUAUCACUAAUCCUCACUCAGAUCAUCCCAGUGGAACCUAACUAUUGAUAGGGGCUUUCAAUAAUUUCAGGCCCAAGGUUUUUUGACCGAAAGGCGCAAUAUCCCUUUGGGUCGGGAAAGCUAGUUUUGCAUCAAUGCGUUAGUAUAAGAUAAAGUUUUUGAUAAAAAAGCUGAGGAAUAAAAGUAUAGGGAGUCGAAAAAGACCCGUCUGCUUCUCGCGGGACAAACUCUGCGCUAUUUUCCUGUCGAUUUGAUUGUAAAAUUGAGAUUCGGAGCCGUAUGAGCCUCUGAUCUGAUAUUCAAUUUUGCAAUGUCGGGAUACGCUUAUUUUUUUAUUUUACUCGUCAAGGAAUCGUUCAUUAUUUAUCGUUCAUAAUCAGCGACCAGGACGCGCGCUGAAGUUGGACCAAGCUGUGAUAUGAACAUGAAGAACUUCAUUUAUUCCUCUCAUCUUAUUUUUUAUAGGUUCUUACCGCACCUAAACCUGUUUUUGUACCAACAACGCCCACCGAAGUAAUUCCCACCGUCGCCUCGACGCCGAUCGAGUGGUGGAUUAUCCCUGCGGUCCUCGGUCCCAUAUUUCUCAUUGCCGUCAUUAUUUUGCUUAUAUGCUGGCGAUGGAAGAAGGGCGCGCCGAAAGCAAAAGUGGAGCCGGACACCAUCAGAAUGCUGGAGACCAACAGACGAAGGGUGAGGGGCACCUCUGUCUUUCCUAAGAUUAUGCUUUCAUCUUUCGUGUCUCGCGCGUUUCGCACUACGAAUUAAGAAAAAAAGAGGUUCCUGUUCGUAGUCUGGUCCUGUCAGUCUUGUGCUUUAUUUGGGCCCAGCUACAUUCAACCACAAGCCCAAAAACAACUUGAGCGAUAUCUUUUAUAUCUUAGGUUAGUUUGUGUCGGGCGCGAAAGAACACAAGCGAGCCGUACAGUACAAUGGGGCUUCUAAAUAGAUGGUUUUCAUAGUGACGUCAUCAAAUCGUAAAGUCAAAAUAGCGACGUUUUACGAAUUCUUAUUUACACUAGGUUGAAGAAAAAAAUAAUAAAUCUUUGUAUUAGUUUCCAUUCCCCCAGCUUGCUUCAUUUUGAAAAUACAGCAAUUUGAACUUCCGAGUUUUCACAGUGCGUGACACCAAAAUAGGAAUGCUGUCUCGUUGAAAAAAAAGUCUCUCCUCUUUAUUUUCAGGAGCAUAAUUAUUUCAAGUAUUGGAAGAUAUGUUUAUGGGUAAACCUCUGAAUUGUCUAUGAUUUCAUUUUGUCUUGUUUAUUGUCCAACAUCUCAACAGUUUUGUCGCAAAGUCUCAGGAUUUUAACACUUGAUCCGUUGCCACCCAUCUCUUGACAGUGCGGUACGAUUACUUUACGAUCUGGAAAGUGGGUUCCUGAUCCCGCCUUCCCGCACUUUUUUCACGAGAAUCCCACAUCCCGACCGUCUGUCAUCGCUAUCCCGAUUGUCCUUUUUUAACUCGUGGGUACGCGCGAGCGUACCACGAGUUAUUGCAGGGAUAGGAAUAUGCAAAUGAGUCACUCGCUCACUCGUAGUAGACGACUUCGUAAUUAAUCGGGUCCGAACUCGAGAGCGCGAAGAUCUAUCGUUUCCAAAGAAGCACGCGCUCGCCGAAGUUCGGUGGCAUCAAAUUCCUCGCUGAGAGCGUGCAUCGUGCGCUACAGCAUGGUUAGAGGAUAGAGGUCUUACCAAGUUUAAGACACGCAGGAAUCUUUCAGAUUAGUACGAUUCAAGAGCCUUUGACUCGUCCAGGCGUUAAGCUUGACGAGAAGAUGAGCAUUUGCUCUUCGACUCCUUCAACUUCGACGCUGACUUGAUCUCCUACCUUGUAGUAAUGUAGUAGCCCGGGGGGGGGGUACUGCCAUAUAUGGGCUAUAUAGGUAUGUGCCGCUGUGAAGGGUAUGGUUUUCAAGCAGUUUACUCUAGGAUAGGGUAUAUAAAUCAGAGCGUUUGGCUCUAGAAUAGGGUAUCAUUUUUCAGGAAACUGAUCAGUUGGUUGAAGAUUUUAUCUAGACUAGGUACACAGCUACUCUAGGAUAGGGGGAUUUGGGGAGUUUACUCUAGUAUAGGGUAGCAAAAUUCAGCUGAACUAGCUCUGGUAAAGGUUAAGGGUUCCAGGCUCCCAGCGGCACAUCCCCACCCAGAAAUUCCUAAAGUGUCCCCCCCGGGUGUAGUAGGUUAUGUGUAUGAAUGAAUGUAUGGUAAAUAAAGGCACUUCUUCUUCUUCUUCUUUAUAAGGACUCCCCAAGAUCACCGGGGGAAAUGGAUGUGAUUUUGAGCUUUAGCUUUAAAAUAAGAGCGGAAAUCGAGAUAAGAAAACAUAAGCUUAUGUUUUGCGUCCUACUUCGCGGAGGAGUUGUGUCUGCUUUGUAUCGCAUAUGUUCUUUCAUUUUGCCAUGAAAUGUGUUUACAAUGUUUUUUACUGUCAGUAGCCUGGUUUCAAUUAGCCUUAAUUUCAUCCGAUUGCUUCGAGUCGUUUUUUCAAUCGGUUAAGUAUGGCUCGAUCGUUUGCCGCUGGAAGUUCCAUGGAAAAGGCAUUAAAUUUGAGACUUUUCACAAGUUCAUGUGAUCGUCCUUAAUGGCGUAGUGGCUAUGUGAGGUCGGGUCAACCCGAAUGUACCGGGUACAAAUUCUGCUAACGACCUUAUUUUUCCCGUCUUCCUUUUUUUUCCUUUUUGUUUUGUUUUGUUUGCUUAUUUGUUUUGCUGUUUUUUUUUGUUUUUUUGUUUUUAAAUAUAUACCUAAAUAACUGUUAAUAAAGUGCAUUAAACAGCAAGAAAAGUAUUGUGUUUCCAGAACAAGGAUAGUUUAUUUAUAAUCUGAAUUUCUAUCAUUUCCUAAAAUUUACUGUGGGAAAACCAGAGGUGAUAUCUAAUUGAUUAUUUUCUAAACAACGUACCCACGAGUUGACGAUAGUCUUUCUUUGAUUUUUUUUCCCAAUCUCACAUCCGAGCCCAAAUUUUGGCGAAUCCCGCCUUACAGGUUGUAGUCAAUUCCCGAAUCCCGUUAACGUUUCGCGAAUUCCGCAAAGUGUUUUGGUCAAAUCCCGUAUCCCGUUAACGUUUUCCCGAAUCCCGCACUGUGUUUUGGUCAAAUCCCCGAUCCCUGGAAAAGUACCCUUCCAGACCUUGUUACUUGAGUUUAUUCAGCCUUUUUGAGGUGUCUCAUGCUCCACAUAUUGAUUCCAUUACUUAAAUUGUAAUUUUCAGGAUCCUCCAGUUCAUGGUGUUGAUGUAGCGCGGCACACGGAGCCAGGAGUGUCAAGCAUGAAGACAACUUCAUUUAUGUCUGGCACUGCGCGUGACGAGGAAGAAGAAACUGAAAAGCCUACCCGACGGACACGCGAGACGUCCCUGCGAAGAAAAGUGGGCAAACCACCAGUGCAGAAGUUACCCACGAGGGAGCAAAAACUGUAUGUGUGAUACGCGUAUACUGGAUAACCCCCAUAUAACUAACACCCCGGUAUAUCUGGUGAUAUUAUUUGCCUCGGGAAAGUUGUAAGAAAAUGUAUGGGACAGUAUCCCGGUAUAACGUACCCGAUAUAACACGAUUUUCCUAGUCCCUUGCCAGCGGCACUUGAUCAUAUCCGGACUCCAUUGUACUUCCUUGUCACGCAACGUUGGGAAGGUGUGACGAAAGAAAAAGAACUUUUCCAUCCAAUAAAUUUAUUGCUUCUAUUGCGCGCAUUCCAUAUAAUGAUCUUGAACGCUUUACAGUAUAUAUAUGAAUGAAAGUAGCCUGAUAUACAACUGAAUAUCCACGGGUUCGAAACGUUUCGAAGACCCGCAAAUAUAACAUGUUUUCCAUUUAAGUCUAAUUUUCUUGCAGUACAAAUAUCGCGUACGAAGAAGACGAGGAGGAAGAAAACGAAAGCGUGGCAUCUGUGACGCCUACUGGAAGCACGGCGAGUUUAAUAGGAACGAAAAGGCGAAAACCGCCAUCAGUCACCAAGAGUACUCCCAUUCCGCCACAGAGAUCCAGCGAAUCACAGACUCGCCAGGAACAACAAAGAGCCCAAGAGUUAUCAGAGGACGAGAGUGAAGAAGAAAGCGAGGAUUCCGGUGAAGAAACUGAGACUGAACCCGAAAGUGUAGCGCCACCACCACAGGUAAUGAUGACUAUGAUAAUGAUGAUGAUGAUGAUAAUUGUGAUGAUGGUGGUGGUGGUUGGUCAGCCUCUGAUUUGGACCAAGGUGAUGGAGAUGGUAACAAUGAUGUUGAUGCAGAUGAAGAUGAUGAUAAUGAUAAUGAUGACGUUGAUGGUGAUGGUGAUGAUAAUUAUAAUAAUGACGAUGGUUAUGAUGAUGAUGACGUUGAUAAUGUUAGUAGUAGUGAUGAUGACGAUGAUUGAUAUUCUCUUUCAGGCCAAACACUCCGCGGCCCAAGUACCCACUGUAGCUGUUAUGAGUGAGGCCACUGGUCCCCCGCGAUACCCUCCUGUGCGGUUCCGUUCAUCAGUGCAUCCAGCCCCGACCCUGCCACCAUUAAAUCCCAAGCAGACCCCUCUGGUUGGAGGGCGGGUUGAGGUAAACGUAGUGCUUUUUUUUUGUUGUAAUUGAUUCAUCCGUUAACAAAUUCAUUUCCAAACGUGCGGAGCUGCGCAAAAAAAUAUUUGUGAUAUUGCUUCAAAAGACUGAUCCAGCCUGGCAUUUUCACCAAAAUGAUAGAAAACUAACCUCUGUAGAUGGGGUAAAGUUUAUUUCUUACUCAUUUGCCUUUGUUUCUUCUUCACCCUCAUAUAUAGCGCUCACAAUUACAAACAUAUUUAUGUUUAUUGUUCCUAGUUUUAAAAGCGCUUUUCCUCUUCUUUGUUAUGCAAAUCUCCAACUGAUUUCAGGGGAAAACUCUAAUGUUUUUAUUCACUGAUAGGUGCCGUCCGAAGACCACGCACCAAGAGGUCGCAAAAGAGGAAAAGGCACGAGACGAGAGCUGGAGCAGAGAGCAGACCUCGAACGACAGAAGAAUAAACAACGAUUGCGUGAGAGAAGGCGCGAUAGUGAAAUAUCUGCUGUUCCUCCUGAGCGAAGAGCCUGGGACAGAGCUCAGCAUGAUUUCGAUGAUGUACUUGGAGAGGAGGACACCGCUGAGCGAGUGAUCACGUGAGUUUGCAGUCGUUAAAAAUUUCAUCAUAGAUGUACGUGGACGAAGAUACGGCCUUUACCUAUAAAUAAGCGGCUGAGAGCUGGCGCUAAAUGCUAUCAUGCCUCUGUAAUGGUGCCGACCCAGAGUAUCAAAGGGCUUCUACUUACGGCAGCCAUUCUCUAGGUUAAACUACCGAGAAUGUGCAUGCAGACCGACCCCCGACCACUAUCACUGAAGACGCUCUUAGUUUUAAACUCCUGUAAUCUCAUGCAUUUUAAAACUUGCUCUUUCAGUGGCAAAAAGGCAAAGCGCAGAAGGAGGCGACCCCCAAGCAGUUCUGUGGCUACAGACGAAGAGGGAAUGCCUCACCUGAAGAGCUACAGAAAACUCAAAAGUCCAAAAACAUCUUCAAACGCAAGCACACGGGUACAGUUUCCUAUAUACACGUUCAUUUGUUAAAAAAUUGCAGGGUUAUGGAGACCUGUAAAUCGUUAAUUUGUUGUUCUUAACAACAAAUUGGUACCUGAUAAAGGUGGUGGUCCAAUGAUAAGGUUAGUGCUUUGGACUCUAUAUCAAGAGGUCCGGGCCCAAGCGCAGCUGGGGUCAUUGUAUUGUGUUCUUAGGCUAGUCAGUACCUCACUCAGUGUCAGUGUGUAAACGGGUACCGGCGAAUUAAAUGUUAGCGGGUUACCUAGCCUGCGUCGCUGACGUAAUUUAACCUCGGUUAGUAACGUCUGCGAAGCAGCCCUGAUAUCCUCGUUCUGGGCCCCCCAACGGACUCAACGAGUUACCGGAAGUACGUUUCGAAGAUCCUUUCAUCCUGAUUGACAAAUUGACAAUGGCUUCUUUUAACAGGCCAAUCUUGGCGCGAACUCAAAUCCUGGUACACAAGUUGGGGCCCAGAACAAGGAUUUUGGCGAUGUUUCUUAUAUGGACUUGACUAGAGUUAAGUUUCGUCCGUAGUGCAGGCUAUGAGUACCCAUGUGACGAAUUGGCAUCCUGUCGAGGGUGGCGUCCUUAAAAUCCCUUCUCAAAAUCGGAUUGAUCUUCUUUUUAACGGCAUUUCACCAACACCUUCUUCAGUAAGUCCGUGGAGAGAAAAUUGUGGGAGAGUUGCGGUAAAAUAAUAUAAUCAUUUUCAGGCCUCUGCUAGUUUCUUGUCAUAACAAGAGCUUGAAUUUUACUUUUUAGGACCGUGGAAAGAAAUCGGGAAAAUCUGCGGACUCAGUUUCCAACGCAUCCAGUGACGAAUCUGAGAUCGAUAUGAAUGAGACACGUCGGCGCAUGCACGCGAUGUUGGAUAACGCGUUUGCCCUACUUGGGCCUCAGUCCGCUAAGAAACCACCCACCAUGGACCUCGAGGAAAUGUCUCCACAAACCCAGGGAUACCCCAUUCCUCCUCAGCGACCUCCUGUAGUGCCAAGGUAGGGCUGAGACUGUAACUUGUAGAUCGUUUAAACUGGGUGAGAACCUCGAGAGAGCUUUCUAACCUUUUCUGGGCGUCUGCUCAAGAGCCCGGUUAGACAGAGCUCUACCUCGGGCACUUCUCUUUAAAACCCUAGGGAUACCCCGCUCCUACCCAACGGACCCCUGUAGUGCCAAGGUGGGGUUAAGACUGUUAGUUUUAGGUCCUUAAAUUGGGUAAGAACUGGAGCAGAGAGCAGACCUCGAACGACAAAAGAAUAAACAACGAUUGCGUGAGAGAAGGCGCGAUAGUGAAAUAUCUGCUGUUCCUCCUGAGCGAAGAGCCUGGGACAGAGCUCAGGUGGGGUUAAGACUGUUAGUUUUAGGUCCUUAAAUUGGGUAAGAACUGCGAGAGAGCUCUCUCAACUAGGCCCUUGCAGCCCUCGCUUUUUUGCGCUUGUUCCCUCACAAGUGAAAAGCAUGGUCUUAGACAAGAGGAAGUUCCUUCUUUGGUUAAAACUCCUUUAAGUGUUGUGCAGCUUAAAUAUCUCCAAAUACUACUUUGGGCUAGAUGCUUUGGUGCUUUAGCAAAAUUGUCGUCGUUGUUUAUUUACGCUAGAUUAGAAUAGAAAGAAGUUGGAACGCUCAAUCUGCUAUUUGUUUUACUGACUUUUCUUCGUUUACAGAGUAGAAUUAGUAAAACCAAAUAAUUUUAGUUCCAGUGAGUGGAGAGUGGCAAUGUCACUAAAAUUGGAAGUCGAAGACGAUUUUUCAUGUAGCAUCCACGAAACACAGAAAGAUUGUAGCUGUUAUAUUUCUUGCUGUUAUUUUGCCACAACCAAACCCAACCUCUCUCCAUCGCACCUGCCGAACUUACCCCAUCUAACUGCAUGUAAAACACUACCAUACUUAACAACUCCAAGUCGUUAUGCGCAGGCGUUCCAUUAGCCAGCGCCACAAACGAAGCUAAGUUCUGGUUAAAUCCCUUUGCGAAGCAGCGCUGAAAUCCUUGUUCUUGGCCCCCAACUGUGUACCAAGAUUUGAGUACCCGUCAUGAUUAGUCUGUUAAAAAAGCCGUUGUCAAUUUGCCAAUUAGGAUGAAAGGAAAUUCGAAAGGCACUUCCAGUUACUCGUUGAGUCCGUUGGGGGCCCAACUUUAACUUCAACUUUAUUUAAUAAAAAUAUUGGGCCCAGAACAAGGGUAUCGGCGCUACUUCGCAGACGUUACUAACCGAAGUUAACUGACGUCUUUGACGCCGGCUAGCGUUCCAGGUUACAUGAAAAAUCGUCUUCGACUUCCUAUUUUAGUGACCUUGUUUUUUGUCUACACUAGGUACAUUGGAGGUCAGCCGGCUUUGCCAGAACCACCCCCUGCACACGGACGGGCAACUGAACCAACACCUGGACAGCGCAGGCGCGUUCAGCCUCCUAUGCCUGGUUAUCCUGUAGGGAUGCCUCAUACUCAUAUCGGUGUGCCAGGUUACCCAGUUCGCCCUCCUGUGAGACCGGUUGUGACUCGUGAUCCAAUAGUGGUCUGGGACCCAGCAGAUAGACAACGGUAAUCAAUCAAUCAAUCACUCACUCAAUUAAUCGAUCAAUGAAUCGAUCAAUCACUCACUCAAUCAACCAAUCGAUCAGUCAGUCAAUCAAUCAAUUGAUCGAUCGAUCAAUCAAUCCAUCCAUCACUCACUCAAUCAAUGAAUCAAUCAAUCCAUUCAUCAACCAGUGAAUCAACCAAUUUAUUUAUCAAUCCACUCCAAGUUUUUACCAAUUAAUCAUAGCUUACAAAAAAAGUUAAUAAUUUUUGAUAAUUUCAACGUUUUUUGGGUUCAUAAUGUAUAAGUUCCCUCGAGAGUUAGGCUUUCAAGAGCAGCCUGACCGUGAAACGUAUUCUCCUAUUACACUAUGCUGUUAAUGCUGAAAUUAGGGCUACUGAUAGCCAAUGAGAUUAGAGAAUUUUGUAACAGUUGUGAUAAAAAGAAUAAUGGUUACGUUUUUGAAUUCACAGAAUGUUAAAUCAGCGAGCACCACUUCCAACUUAUGCUUACAAAGAUCCUAGUGGUCAGAAUUUGUACAUUACACCGGUUCAUCAACAAAGAGAUGAAAUGGUAAGCCACAUGCACUUGAAUAGCGCGUCUGGAUUCAUUCGAAUGUUCAAUCAUUGACUUGAUUCUUGUCACCCUGUCUACAGAUUUUCUUAGGCUGUUACUCUUUUCAUUUCGUAAGGUUUUAUUCGAGUAUUGUCCUUUUCAUAGUCCUUUUCAUUCCCCCAUUCAGAGUGGUCUCAGAGUCUAAAGCAAAUCAGAAAUUGGCUGGUUAGCUUUGAAAAUUUGAAUAUCGACGAUGACACUAUUGGCUUUGAAGUACUAUACGACUAUACUUUGAAGCACUCUGUAUUUAUCGAGUUUCCCCCACGUUUGGCCUUGGUUAACUUUCCAUAAAAAAGGUUGUUUUCAGAGAACAAGCGAAGUCAGCAAAGCAAUAAGGUACAAACAAUAUAACACCGCUUGUCCUGAUCGUUGAUCUGUCAUGGGUGUUCUCUUUUUUUCGUCGCUUUGUCAGGGUGGUCUAGUAUGGAGUCCUUAUGCUGCAGAAGACACCAUGGAUGCGCUUUACCCUGAUUUAGCUCAAGUAAGUACAUGUAGUCGCGCUUCAUAAGACCUGUGAAAGACUUUGGUCAUAUAAUUUACUAGGAAUUACCGUUACACUAGUUUGCCCUCAUUUGCGCUCGUUGUAGCCGCAUACUUAGAUUUUCUAGAUUUGGCUUAAAAAGAAUACAGUAGACUUUUUGCAGUCCUCUAUUUUUCUGUUAGAUGGCAAAGAUCGAGCUUUUUAAUACUGUAACGGGCAGCCAUCUUUGUUUCGAAUGUAAGUGUAACUUGGGGAAGAGUAUCAAAUAUACAUGACCUAGAGGGCGUUAAUGGGCGCUAUCCGGGCCCUGCAAGAUGGCCUCGCCCUUCAUGAAAAAGCGCUUGUUCUCGACGACCUUACGGUUAAACGUAGACCGUAAACAAACAAGAAGAGAAAAAGUGUACCUUGGCUCCUCAGGCACAAAGUACCUGAUGACACCCCAAGGUGCUCCCGGUAGUUUAUUUUACGCACAACAAUUAUUCUUUCAUCUCAUAACUUUUUAUUCUUGACCGUAUAAGAACAGUAGAGGGACUAAAAUGCACAGUGGGUCACAGGUUUUGUUAAGAGAUCAUUAUUCGCCCUUGAUAAUUUGGUUGAGUCCGAUCUUCUUUCUUGUUUUGUUCGCCGUGACCAAAAUAAUGAUUUACGGGGACAUAUAUCCCUCCAAGAAUGUCAAGAUAUUUGCGGCUCUGUAUGGGCGGAGUAGUUGGUUAGGAAUAUGGAACUUGUCGAUGCCCAUAAAACUAUGAUUUCAAUCAAACUCGUAUAUAUCUCCGAAUUCAGCUUCAUAAGGUAAAUUUGAGGGUGCAAUAAUACUACUAUACUUAACUACUUUGAUGUCUCCCAAUUUUUCUCCAUUUAUUUUUGUCUUAUAGGCCAGCUAUCCUGGGGCUUUAGGUACCACUCCUCCAAAGGACACAAGUUUCCUCUCGCAAGUUCAAGCAGCGCCACCACACGAUACAAUACUGAACAUGUCAGCCAACAGUACUCUUGACCAGCGGGGAGCAACAUUGGGACAGUCUCCACAACCUCUUAUAAAGUCCAUAAAAGAUGAACUAUUUCGACUGUCACAAGGGGCGCAGAGAAAGACGCCUAUAACCGAGCUAUAGCAUACGACGCAAAUAUAAUAGCGUAUAAAAUGAAUUGUUCUUGAUCAGAAAAAAGCAAUUUCAGUUGCCUAUCUCACCAUUGGCUAUGGAACAAAUUGUAGAUGUAAUGUGUUCGCCCAUGGAGUGGACGAGGAUCAAUUCAGUCUUAAAGUGACUUGCACAGUGACUUAGUUUAAAUUGAGGAACGCUUGCGCAAUUUGUCGACGUCACUCUCGUGCGAAACUCGUCAGGGUCCAACAGCAGGAAAGGUUCAAGACCACAAGGAACGGCGUAAAAAUGCAGUGGAUGAAUAACCGUAUUUGUUGUAUCGUGCUCUACGCGCUCCUCAACGUGUUGCGUAUUAAGGAAAACCGCUACGUUCAAUUUCUGGCCAGUCUUUUAAAACCUCGGGUUCUCAACGGAUUCAACUGAAGUUGAGGUUUCCAUCAACCUUGUCCCAGGCCUUUGGAAAAUCCCUGGGGACGAGACUGGUUGUUUGAGGCUGGAUGAAACAGAGGACGAAUUUUCGUCGUUUUCGGAUAAAAUUGAAAAUUAUGUAAUGAAGAAACCUUCAGCACAAAUUUAGAACGGAAAAUGAAAUGAGUAAUAACAGCAACAAGCGAAUUGACAAACAAAUGAAAACGUUUCUAAUUGCACCCGACCAGCCAAAUUUCACGCCCAAUGAUCAAAAUUAAUGAUUUUUUUACUUCGAUGAAAGUCAACCUUAUUUUUUUAUAGCAUUAAUAACAUUAAUCAUUAAAAAAUUUAUGUCCUUCUAAAUGUAAUUUUAUCGUUCUUGUCUUCAAGGAUGGUACUUAUGACCAUUAACUCAUUUUAGGUAAAUAUUUUAUGGUGUAAAUAGUAAUAACCUCUUACAGUGCUCGCGUUUGGGCCUGUUUGUAGCAUAUCAGAAUAAAGCAUAU